Magnolia sinica is the source of this 915-nucleotide messenger RNA. RefSeq names its product small ribosomal subunit protein bS21c-like. Gene Ontology annotation, molecular function: DNA-binding transcription factor activity; structural constituent of ribosome. Gene Ontology annotation, cellular component: ribosome. The record is from RefSeq and is a predicted model, not a curated record. NCBI's taxonomy places the organism in Eukaryota, Viridiplantae, Streptophyta, Magnoliopsida, Magnoliales, Magnoliaceae. The transcript has 2 exons. Bases 29 to 556 code for a protein of 175 amino acids. Gene Ontology annotation, biological process: regulation of DNA-templated transcription; translation.
GAUAAGCUUAUCUCUCCCUCUUAGAAUCAUGGCAAUCUCUUCCUGCAAUUUCCUGCAACUUCCUUUCUCCAAAACCCUACCCCCUUCUCCCUCCGCUCCAUCUCGCCGUUCAUCUUCCCUCUCUUUCUCCCCAAUCCGAUCGUCCAAAUCCGAAACCCCCUUUUCAUUGAUCAAAACCAUCGAUUCCUCGAACAUCGAUCCGAUCCAUGCCGUCGAUCCUUCGCUCAAGUACGCGAACAUCCUGUUCUUCCGAUCGGCUUACAAUGUCCAGAUCGUGGUGGACGAGGAUGAGCCGGAGGAGGUGCUUUUGAGGAGGUUCCGAAGGGAGGUUUCGAAGGCGGGGGUGAUUCAGGAGUGUAAGAGGAGGAGGUUCUUCGAGAAUAAGCAGGAAGAGAAGAAGAGGAAGAACAGAGAAGCCAGCCGGAGGAAUCGCCGAAGACGGUGGGUGCCAAGAUUCCCAUCAUCGGCAGAUGCAGAUGCUGCUGCAAAUAAGGCCAGAUCUGCAGAGGAUGCAGAAGACAACUGGGAAAUGCCGGAAGGAAACAUUCCAUUCUGACAUGUUUCUGAGCAUUUCCAUACAUUCGGAGGUGCUCUGCUUUCACAGAUUUUUCUGUAGCGGGUAAGUUUUUGUAAGAACAAUGUAAUUGUUUUCCUUGUGAAAAUUGCCAUUGCUUUUACAUGUGGAAGAUGAUGGGGUUCGAGUUACUAAGAGGCUCCUCCGGUUCCACAUCAGUUCAUCCUGAGUCUCAGUCACGAUUGUAAUCCUUCCCUUGCAUGGUUUAAAUCUCAGUAUCAGAGCUCAUAUCAGACGUCACUCAUGAAAUGAUUCAUCGUAGAACAAUGCAGGAAAAGUCCCAUGUGUACUGCAAAACUUGAUGUAUGCAUGCAUUUGGCAAGAUUUAAACCAUUAGCUUU